AUGGUCCAACAGUCUACCUUGUUCAAGGGGCUCCCCCUCCUGGCCGUGGCAGCUCUGGCCGUGGACUAUCCCACUCUGCCCGAUGAUCUGACCACGCCGUACCAGCAGCGCCUGGCCAUCAUGAGCCCGACGGCGGUCUCGAUCGGCUGGAAUACCUACGAGAAGCUCAACUCCAGCUGCGUCGACUACGGGACCUCCAGCAGCGACUUGAGCCAGCAGGCCUGCUCGACCAAGUCGACGACUUAUUCCACCUCGCGCACCUACUCCAACGCCGUCACCCUCACCGGCCUCACCCCAGCCACCACCUACUACUACAAGAUCGUCUCCGACAACUCCACCGUGCAGCAAUUUCUCAGCCCGCGCACCCCCGGCGACCAAACCCCCUUCACCUUCGACGUGGUCAUCGACCUCGGGGUCUACGGGGCGGACGGAUACACCAUCACCAGCGACGCAAGCACCAGCAAGCGCGAGAUCCCCGCCGUCGAGCCCGACCUCAACAUCACCACCAUCGGCCGCCUCGCGGACACAUACGACGACUACGAGCUGGUCAUCCACCCGGGCGAUUUCGCCUACGCCGAUGACUGGUACCUGAAACUGCAGAAUCUCCUGGACGGCACGGAUGCCUACCAAGCCAUCCUGGAGCAAUUCUACGACCAGCUGGCCCCGAUCGCCGCGGGCAAGCCCUACAUGGUCGGCCCCGGCAACCACGAGGCGGACUGCGACGAGCUUUCGUUGCUGAUCGACCUCUGCCCCGAGGGCCAACGCAACUUCACCGAUUUCCUGCACCGUUUCGACGCGACGAUGCCGCAGGCCUUCCCCUCCACCUCCACCAACACCACCGCCCAGACCCUGGCCGCCACCGCGCGCACCCUCUCCAAUCCCCCGUUCUGGUACUCCUUCGAGUACGGAAUGGUGCAUUUCACCAUGAUCGACACCGAAACCGACUUCCCCGACGCCCCUGACGGGCCGGACGGAUCGGCCGGGCUGGAUGGCGGCCCCUUCGGCCAGUCCGGGCAGCAGCUCGCCUUCCUGGCCGCCGACCUGGCCAGCGUCGACCGCACCGUGACCCCCUGGGUGAUUGUCGCCGGCCAUCGACCCUGGUAUUCCACGGGGGGGUCGGACGACCUCUGCGCCCCGUGCCAGGCCGCCUUCGAGGAUCUGCUGUACCAGUACGGGGUCGACCUGGGGGUGUUCGGCCACGUGCACAACGCGCAGCGCCUCCAGCCCGUCUACAACGACACGGUGGAUGCCCAGGGGUUGAACGACCCGGCUGCGCCCAUGUACAUCGUGGCCGGCGGGGCGGGCAACAUCGAGGGCCUCAGCUCGGUCGGCACCGAGCCGGAUUACACGGCCUUUGUCUACGCGGAGGACUACAGUUACAGUACGAUCCGGGUGCUGAAUGCGACGCAUCUGCAGGUGGAGUUCAUUCGCUCGGAGACGGGGGAAGUGCUGGAUUCCAGUGUGCUCUACAAGAGCCAUACAGAGCAGUUUGUCCGGCAGUAG
Molecule: messenger RNA, 1503 nt
Organism: Aspergillus saccharolyticus JOP 1030-1
Lineage: Eukaryota; Fungi; Ascomycota; Eurotiomycetes; Eurotiales; Aspergillaceae
Product: purple acid phosphatase family protein
Exons: 2
Coding region: 1-1503 (500 amino acids)
Molecular function (GO): acid phosphatase activity; metal ion binding
Source: RefSeq, a predicted model, not a curated record